Penicillium nucicola is the source of this 1020-nucleotide messenger RNA. RefSeq names its product sideroflexin family transporter. The transcript has 4 exons. The record is from RefSeq and is a predicted model, not a curated record. Lineage: Eukaryota; Fungi; Ascomycota; Eurotiomycetes; Eurotiales; Aspergillaceae. Gene Ontology annotation, biological process: mitochondrial transmembrane transport; monoatomic ion transport. The coding region runs from base 1 to 1020 and encodes 339 amino acids. Gene Ontology annotation, cellular component: mitochondrial inner membrane. Gene Ontology annotation, molecular function: monoatomic ion transmembrane transporter activity.
AUGUCGGCCUCUCUCCCUGGCAGCCGGGACCUUCCCGCAUCGCAAUAUAACCUCUCCACCUACUGGGGUCGUGUGCGCCAUGCCGUUGACAUCGCUGACCCUCGCACUCUCUUUGUCUCAGGCGCCGGUCUAGAGAACGCUAAGAACCUCAUCGCUUCCUACAAGCAGAACCGUAUCCCGGUGAUGACCCCCGAGCUGUGGUCCGCCAAGAAGGUCGUCGAUGCGACUUUGCACCCUGAUACCGGCACCCCCGUUCUCCUCCCAUUCCGCAUGUCUGCCUACGUCUUCUCGAACCUGGUCGUCACUGCGGGCAUGUUGACUCCAGGACUCGGCACAUCUGGAACCCUCCUCUGGCAAAUCGGCAACCAAUCCCUCAACGUCGCUAUAAACAACGCCAACGCGAACAAAUCGACUCCCCUCUCCACAUCCCAGAUCGCCCAGUCAUACUUCCUGGCCGUCUCAGCAUCCUGCUCCACAGCCCUCGGUCUGAAGGCCCUUGUGCCCCGUCUCAAGAGCAUCUCCCCCAACACUCGUCUCAUCCUCUCCCGUCUCGUCCCCUUCGCGGCUGUUGCCAGCGCCAGCGCCCUGAACGUUUUCCUCAUGCGCGGUGAGGAAAUCCGCCAGGGUAUCGAUGUCUACCCCGUUCUUUCGGCCGAAGAGCGUGCCAAGCGUGAGGCCCUCGAAGAUGCUGAGCCUGUCCAGAGUCUCGGUAAGAGUAAGAAGGCUGCUACACUGGCUGUCGGUGAAACUGCCAUCUCGCGUGUUCUGAAUGCCACCCCGAUCAUGGUGCUGCCGCCUCUUAUCUUGGUCAAGCUUGAGAAGACCGAUUGGCUACGUGCCCGCCCUCGCAUGGUUAUGCCUGUUAACCUUGCGCUUAUUUUGGGUACUUCGCUCUUUGCUUUGCCUCUUGCACUUGCUGCUUUCCCAUCUCGCCAAGCCAUCAGUGCUUCCAGCCUUGAAGAGGAAUUCCAAGGUCGUGGUGGUGACCAGGGCAUGGUUGAGUUCAACCGCGGAAUGUAA